AUUUUGAAAACAAUAUAAGACUUGGCUUCGGCCUUAAUUUGAAAACAAUAUAAGACUUGGCUUCGGCCUUAAUUUUGAAAACAAUUAAAGACUUGGCUUCGGCCUUAAUUUGAAAACAAACUAAGACUUGGCUUCGGCCUUAAUUUGAAAAUAAUAUAAGACUUGGCUUCGGCCUUAAUUUUUAAAACAAACUAAGACAUGGCUUCGGCCUUAAUUCUGAAAUCAAACUAAGAAUUGGCUUCGGCCUUAAUUUUGUAAAAAUACGCCAGACUUGGUUUAAACCUUCUAUGAAUUUUAUAACUAAAAAUAUAUAAAUAAAUAUAACACAUGACUUGGCUGUAUGGGCUAUGAUCCCUUUGCCUGUCCUACGGACAAAAUAACCAAAAAAAAAAAAAAAAAAAUGAGCGAAUUGCGCUAGUGUUUUUUAAUUUAUAAUCGUACUUAUCUUUAUUUUUAAGGACUCUGAAUUAUUUUUUAGAAGACUUAUAACCUAUAACGAGUGACCCAUUCACAGGGAAGUGUAACAUCUGAUGCUUAUUAAAGUGGGGCAACAGUUAAUAACUAGGUCUAGUUUAUUGAGGUUCUGUUCAUCUUCUGCAAACAUAAAGAUGUCAACUGGGGAAGGAGUUGGUGUGCCAUUGGCUAAAGUUUUGUCAGUUUUGGAAAAUUUUGCUCCAAAACCACUCUCCGAGAGUUGGGACAAUACUGGGCUUUUGGUGGAGCCUUACUCACCCAGAAAUAUAUCCAAAGUGCUUUUAACCAAUGACCUGACGGAAGAUGUAGCUGUGGAAGCCCAUGAUCAAGGGUGCCAGAUGAUCAUUUCGUACCAUCCUCCAAUAUUCGCGCCAUUGAAGUCCGUCGUUCAAAGUUCUUGGAAAGAGCGCAUUGUAUCAUUCCUUCUGGAGAAGCGUAUAGCGAUGUACUCGCCGCACACGAGGUGGGACAGUGUGCAGGGCGGCGUGAAUGACUGGCUGGCGAGCGCGUUCCCCGUCGCAGAUUCCAGUCCCAUCUUGCCUGGAGCCGACCCUACAGUUGGCGGUGGCCGACUUCUGAAGCUGAAAACAAGUGUAUCAUUGAUCGAAGCUGUUGCAAAAGUAAAAGAGUUGACGGGUUUGUCGCAUGUGCGCUUUGCUAUUGCGAGGGGCAAAUCUAUGAGUGAUCUCGUGAAUAAUGUCGCUUUGUGUGCUGGCUCUGGAGGGUCGGUACUGAAAGGCGUGUCAGCUGACCUCUAUCUAACAGGUGAAAUGCUUCACCACGACGUGCUUGACGCAGCACAGAAUGGAAGAUCAGUAAUUCUAACAAACCACUCCGAUUCUGAAAGAGGCUUCCUUCGCGGAUUCUCAUCCCGUCUCCAAGGCAUGCUGGAUGACCAAGUUCAAGUCCUUGUUAGUGCUUAUGAUAAGGAUCCUUUGGUAACAGUGUAAUGUAAUAUUAUUUUUUUAGUAUACCAACACUAUUAUGUUAAUAUUACAAAAUAAAACCAAUUGCUAGUUCUU
This is a messenger RNA of Pectinophora gossypiella (pink bollworm), 1496 nucleotides long. It is a transcript of the gene Ciao1, whose product is annotated as probable cytosolic iron-sulfur protein assembly protein Ciao1. Gene Ontology annotation, molecular function: protein binding. Bases 531 to 1424 code for a protein of 297 amino acids. Lineage: Eukaryota; Metazoa; Arthropoda; Insecta; Lepidoptera; Gelechiidae. The transcript has 6 exons. Gene Ontology annotation, cellular component: cytosolic [4Fe-4S] assembly targeting complex; cytoplasm; mitochondrion. The record is from RefSeq and is a predicted model, not a curated record. Gene Ontology annotation, biological process: iron-sulfur cluster assembly.